Molecule: messenger RNA, 1865 nt
Organism: Ectocarpus sp. CCAP 1310/34
Lineage: Eukaryota; Phaeophyceae; Ectocarpales; Ectocarpaceae
Source: the annotation of a GenBank genome assembly
CCACGCGACCACGCGCCGGCGCGACGCACAGCACAGGGAGAGAGCAGCGACAAAGCCACGCACCGUCGAUCAUCAAACGCCCGGAGUAAACAUGGCGCGCGGCUUCUGCGCCGUUGUUGGGGUGCUGCUGCUAGGCCAGGCGACCGCGUUUUUCGGCUCGCCGUCGGCGUUCAUGACGGGCACCAUGUCGCCCGGCCUCAGGACGCCGGGAACGACGUCGGUUCUCGGGCGGGAGGCGAGAACCUACCGACGAUUGUCGACGACGAAGUCGGGGGCCGCCUCCACGGUCAUGAUGCCCAUCGGCGUGCCUAAGGUGGCGUACCGAGUGCCGGGGGCGCCUACCGCGGACUGGGUGGACAUCUACAACCGCCUCUACCGGGAGCGCAUCAUUUUCUUGGGGCAAGAGAUCGACGACGAGCUGGCCAAUCAGAUCAUCGGGGUUCUGCUGUACCUCGAUUCCGAAGACAGUACGAAGCCGAUCUACCUGUACGUCAACUGCCCCGGUGGCUCGGUCAUCGCCGGCCUGGCCCUCUUCGACACCAUGCAGCACAUCCGCUCAGAAGUGGUGACGAUCAACGUCGGGCUUGCCGCAUCGAUGGCUUCGUUCAUCCUCGCGGCGGGGGCGAAGGGGAAGCGCAUGGCGCUGCCCCACUCCCGGGUGAUGAUUCACCAGCCUAUGGGCGGAGCGCAGGGGCAAGCGGAAGACAUCAAGGUGGAGGCGACACAGAUCAUGCGCAUCCGCGACAACAUCGUCCGGAUGUAUGCUAUGAUGACGGGGCAGACCCAGGAGCAGAUCACCAUUGACCUGGACCGCGAUAACUUCAUGUCGGCACAAGCGGCCGCCGACUACGGCCUCGUGGACACCGUAAUAAAGCUUUCUAAGAAAUAGAGAACAAGGGGGGCAUGCUAAGAAUCUGUAUUUUGCCCCGUGUAGGUGUAGACAGCAGUAAUGGGUGGUGUUUGGUCCGUCCGUCCACACGUGUGUCACUUGUCGCGCGUGCACGCUCACACGCCGUAGGGUCGAUCGGGCGACAGGCGAGACCACGGGGUCAAAUAAGUUGUUCUCGAGGAAGAGGUUCGAUUCUGAGUUGUUUGUUUUGGCAACGACGGUGAGGGUGAGGAUCCUUGGGACGUGGCAUGUGGCUCGACGACGGCGCGGACCUUGGUUCUUCUAGGUUUAUUUUCACUCAAUCCCAGGCGACUUUGUAGCAGGCCCACGUACCUGUGGGUAUUGUGCACCGCCGGGUAGAAGGCCUCUGCUGAACCCGAACAAGAAAGAGGCGGUAAAUUGUGUGCAAGAUUGCUGAUGGGUGUCUGACUUGUUCAUGCUGAAGUGGUGCAAGUGCGGGUGGAACGUUUGCUGCGGCUGCUAGAUGCUGCGUCUCGGAGGCUUGCUCGGAGUUUGGCGCAGGCGUUGCUUCUUUUGAUUCGGAGGUGUCGCGGAAACGCCUUUCUUUGUAACCCUCGGCCAGAGGACCCUUCCGCACAGCUUGGGUGGCGUCGUCACCGUAGUUGUCUUGCGGUCGGGACGUCAGCGGCGGGACCCACAAGAGGUAUGGCGUAACUGCGUGUCGAGGUCAAAACCUUCCGACUGCUUGUUGCGAUUCCAUCUCCUCUUGUGCCCCAAGUGCACCAGCGUUUUUCCUCUCCACCCCGAAAGCGCUACCCCUACUGCAAUUUCAGCAGCUUUCUACGGAAGUUUGGUAUUUUGCCCUAGUCAAGUGGGGUUGAGUGGCGAAGGUGCCGCGCGGCACAAUCAACUCCACUGCCCUAUCAGCAGCACAAUCCGUUCGAAAGCUCUUCUUGCGUGAUAUCCGGCAAAGCUACCACGGGAAUUUUGUAGAUUCGGGUUUUCCCUUGCAGAA